GCACGCGGGGCGGGGCCCGGGCCGGCGCGAGGCUGGAGGCCACGGGGCCGGUGGCAGCCCCGGGGCCCCGCGCUCCGGGACCGCGUCACCCCGGAGGGUAAGCGGUGGUGAUGAAGCACAUCUGAUUCAGAGACAGAAGCCAGGAGCCCUCAUCUGGGCCUCACCACAUGCCAGCUGUGUACCCCAGGCAGGUCAGCAGCACGGCCCUCAGCAAAGCAAUGAGAAAAACACCAAACGGUGGGGGCCUGAAGAUGACGAAGGUGGCGUACCCCCUCGGGCUGCUCAUCUGCCUGCUCAUCUACAUCGCCUACAUCAAGUGGCACUGGGCCUCCACCACCCAGGCCUUCUUCAGCAUCACUGAGGCCGCCUUGGGGGUCCGGAGGGGCCAGCAAGCCCGCAGCCCCCCAGGGACGGCCACACGCGGUCGCGAUGUCUUCUACGGAAUCGUGUUCGAUGCGGGAAGCACGGGCACCCGUGUGCACAUCUUCCGGUUUGCCCAGCAGCCUGGAGAAACCCCCACUUUGACCCAUGAAACCUUCAAGGCACUGAAGCCAGGACUCUCUGCUUAUGCUGAUGACGUUGAAAAGAGCGCGUCGGGAAUCCAGGAAUUGCUAGAUGUUGCUAAACACAACGUUCCCGUCGGCCUCUGGAAGACCACCCCCCUGGUCCUCAAGGCCACGGCCGGCUUGCGCCUGUUACCAGGAGAGAAGGCUCAGAAGCUGCUGCAGAAGGUGAAGGAAGUGUUUAAGGCGUCGCCUUUCCUCGUAGGGGAUGACUGCGUCUCCAUCAUGAACGGAACAGACGAAGGAGUGUCAGCCUGGAUCACCGUCAGCUUCCUGACAGGCAGUCUGCAGACCCCGGGAAGGAGCCGUGUGGGCGUGCUGGACUUGGGUGGAGGCUCCACGCAGAUCACCUUCCUCCCGAGAGGCCAGGACGCUGUUCACACCUCCCCGCCCGGCCACCUCACGUCGCUCCAGAUGUUCAAUAGGACCUACCAGGUCUACUCCUACAGCUACCUGGGUCUCGGGUUGAUGUCGGCACGACUGGCGAUCCUGGGCGGCGUGGAGGGAAGACCCACUGAGGCCGGAAAGGAGUUGGUCAGCCCUUGUCUGCCUCCCGGCUUCCGAGGAGAGUGGGAGCAUGCGGAGGUGAUGUACAGAGUCUCUGGACAGACGGCAGGGAACCUCCAUGAGCUGUGUGCCGGCCGAGUGUCAGAAAUCCUCCGGAACAAAGUGCACAGAGCGGAGGAGGUGAAGGACGUGGAUUUCUAUGCCUUUUCCUACUACUACGACCUUGCGGCGAAUGUCGGCCUCAUAGAUGCGGAGAAGGGAGGCAGCCUCACCGUCGGGGACUUUGACAUCGCGGCCAAGUUUGUGUGCCGGACGGCGGGGACCCAGCCGCUGGGCAACCCCUUUGCGUGCAUGGACCUCACCUACGUCAGCCUGCUUCUCCAACAGUUAGGCUUCCCAGAGAGCAAGGAGCUCCAGCUGACUCGGAAAAUCGACAAUGUGGAGACCAGCUGGGCCCUGGGGGCCUCUCUUCAUCACAUCGAGUCCCUGGACAGACGGAAGCGUCUGACCUCGUAGUGGCUGUGCUGCCCCCGCCAUCUGCAUGGGGGUGGCUCUCCCUCCUUGGGAACAGGCCCCUCUGGGGUCCCACCCUGUCACAAGGAGGCCACAGCUCGGGCCUAACCCCUCCCCUCGACCUUGCAGACUCGCCCCUGGAUGGGCAGAGGGCUGGAGUGCAGCCCAGGCCCAGCGCCCCUCCUGACCACCUGGGCUCUGGGUGGCCGAGCUC
Molecule: messenger RNA, 1797 nt
Organism: Manis pentadactyla (Chinese pangolin)
Lineage: Eukaryota; Metazoa; Chordata; Mammalia; Pholidota; Manidae
Gene: ENTPD6
Product: ectonucleoside triphosphate diphosphohydrolase 6
Exons: 15
Coding region: 168-1586 (472 amino acids)
Biological process (GO): nucleoside diphosphate catabolic process
Cellular component (GO): membrane; Golgi apparatus
Molecular function (GO): GDP phosphatase activity; UDP phosphatase activity
Source: RefSeq, a predicted model, not a curated record